This is a messenger RNA of Zea mays, 1098 nucleotides long. RefSeq names its product B-box zinc finger family protein. The transcript has a single exon. The coding region runs from base 139 to 807 and encodes 222 amino acids. Gene Ontology annotation, molecular function: zinc ion binding. Lineage: Eukaryota; Viridiplantae; Streptophyta; Magnoliopsida; Poales; Poaceae. The record is from RefSeq and is marked provisional.
ACGCUUAAUCGCUUCGCUUCCGCCCUCCAUCGAUCACCUCCAAAGAUCGAGAGCGGCUCGCUCGUCAAGCGCUCCAUCGAGCCGUCGGUGCAGGAGCCAAAUCAUAUAUAUAUAGGCGGACAGGAGGAAGACCCGCCGAUGGGUCACCACCGCGGCGGCUGCCGCUGCGAGCUCUGCGGCGCGCCCGCGGCCGUGCACUGCGCGGCGGACGCGGCCUUCCUCUGCGCCGCCUGCGACGCCAAGGUGCACGGCGCCAACUUCCUCGCGUCGCGCCACCGCCGCACGCGCCUCCUCCUCGCGGCGCCGGACGAGUGCGGGUACGAGUCCGGGGCGAGCUCCUGCGUGUCCACGGCGGUCGACUCUGCGGCGCCGCCGCCGCGGCGGACCCGCGGGGGCGGCAGCCCGGGCCCGCGCUCGCGCGGCGAGGCGGUGCUCGAGGCGUGGGCCAGGCGGACGGGCCUGACGGCGGCGGACGCGCGCCGGCGCGCCGCGGCGGCGGCGCGGGCGCUCCGGGCCCACGCCCACGGCCUCGCCUCCGCGCGCGUCGCGCCGCGCGUCGCCAUGGCCGCCGCGCUGUGGCGGGAGGUGGCGGGGCGCGGCGGGACCGGCGGCGGCGGCCACGGCCACGGCGAGGCGCUGCGGCGGCUGGAGGCGUGCGCGCACGUGCCGGCGGGGCUCGUGGUGGCGGUGGCCAAGUCCAUGGCGCGCGCGCGCGGGCGGGGGGACGAGGCCGACACGGACGCCGCGGCGGAGGGCUGGGACGAGUGCGCCUGGGCCGGGCCCAAGUCCAGCCCGCCACGUCCUUGAUCUUUUCUCGUGCUCGCUGAUGAAAUGAAGAACGAAACCGAACGAAUGGGAGGACACAGACUUCGGGAUUUGUGGACCUUGUUUGUUUUGCGCAAGGCCCAACAAAACUUGUGGUUUUAGAAUAGGAGACACAGCAUAUAUUAAAGUAUUGAUUAGACUUGUGAGCUAAUGUGGCUCCAAAUGCGGUGCCCGGGUGCCCACAAUGUUCGCUAAACUGCAAUUAUCCGCAUCACUAUUACAUGAUAUAUAUCUAGACAUAAAUCUAAAGAAGAUAAAGCAUCUUAUACUUCA